This is a messenger RNA of Thamnophis elegans (Western terrestrial garter snake), 3461 nucleotides long. RefSeq names its product phosphoethanolamine/phosphocholine phosphatase 1 (gene PHOSPHO1). Gene Ontology annotation, molecular function: phosphatase activity. Gene Ontology annotation, biological process: bone mineralization involved in bone maturation. NCBI's taxonomy places the organism in Eukaryota, Metazoa, Chordata, Lepidosauria, Squamata, Natricidae. The record is from RefSeq and is a predicted model, not a curated record.
AUGGUCUCCACCAUUGGCAUUGUUCCUUGGGCUCGCCUCCACACCAGAGACCUACAAUGGUUCAUUUUGCCUUUCCAGCGAAGACGCAGGAGCUGUUCCCAGACCAAGGUCAUCUUCCAGCAGAAGUCUCCGCUCACUGACCUGGUGGACGUCUCUGGCGAUAACCAAGGGCGAAGUCUUCAGAACGCCAGAACGGGUGACGGUAACCACGGAUGCCCACCUGCAAGAUCAGUUACUGAAGAAGAUGAAAAGGUGUUCGAAGGUAUCGGGCUGCAAUGCUUUCUUAAGGAUGGGCCAAUGGCGGCCACACAAAGCCAAAGUAUCUCCUGGUCUUUGACUUUGAUGAGGACCAUUGUAAAUGAGAAUAGUGAUGAUUCUGUCGUCCAGGCUGCUCUGAGAAAAAGCUGCCAGAGGUCCAUACGCCACUUCCAGGAAGGCUUCUACAAUGAGUACAUGCAGCGGGUUUUGAAAUAUCUGGGGGAUCAAGGGGUAAAGAUGGCCGACUUCAAAGCAGUCUAUGAAAAGAUUCCCUUCUCUCCUGGCAUGCAGGAGCUCUUCCAAUUCCUCUCUAAGCGCCAGAACCACUUUGAGAUUAUCCUCAUCUCCGAUGCCAACAUGUUCGGCAUUGAAUGUUCCUUGAAGGCCGCAGGGGUUUACUCCCUCUUCCAUAAAAUAUUCAGUAACCCUUGCUUUGACAAGACAGGCUACUUCAUCUUGGGUCCUUACCAUUCACACAAUUGCCCACGGUGCCCUUCAAAUAUGUGCAAACAGAAGAUCCUGACUGAAUACCUGGAAGAAAGAGCUCAGGAGGAACAAAUUGAGAGAAUCUUCUAUGUGGGAGAUGGAGCCAAUGACUUCUGCCCCAUGGCAAUGAAGUCAAGUGAUAUUGCCUUCCCAAGGAAGGGCUAUCCCAUGCAUCAGCUCAUCCAGGAAGUGGAGAAAAACCCACCCGGGGCUUACCGGGCUACUGUAGUCCCUUGGGACUCUGCCAUAGAGGUUCGUUCCCACCUUCAAGAAGUUCUCAAGGAAACAUCCUGAGGGAAAGCCUUGCAGAAGCAGCAAUUUUCCUUGAUUUACCUGCCAUACAGCAUGGAAAGAUCUCAGCAAUUAAUCUUGCACUGCCUCAUGCUUGGCUUCUGCUCUGUUUCCCCCUCUCCCACCCUUUCUCUCAUUGUGCACAGGUCUGUCUCUGGACCUCCCCUUCUUUUAAUCUCCAGAUAAGGGCUCUCUAUGCAGUUUGGCAGUCAUUCCAGGCAGGGUGGGUGGGUACCUGUCGCCUCAUAUCCUUUGCUUGCCUAUGAAGAAAAUGCUGCUGCUGCAUUCCUUAAAAAUUGCUUAUCCAUUUGGGGUACAGAAAAGGCUUCUCUCUGCUACCAAAGCAUAUGAAAGCAGUCAUGGGUCCUGCCUCCUUGAAGAUGACAAUAAAAUCAUCUGCCGUAGAUCUAAAUGGAGCAGGAUUAUGUGUCUGCUAGAUCAGGUUUUAUUUAAUCUAUGAUUUACCCACUCAGCCAUAUACUAUUAAGCCAUAAACCACGGUUCACAGACCAUAGUGGCUGGAUUCGCACAUCAAAACAAAGCAAGUAUUGUGUAAUGUAAAAUAAACUGUUAUCUAUAUUUGCAAAAAUUAUGCCCAAAAAGCGGGGGGGGGGAGUGCUACAAGGUAAUUUCAGUGUAUCAUUGUUGCUGGGCAGGACAUAAUCAUCGAGUCCAAAUACUGAUUUCUUUAAGGGCUCAUUUUAUUGCUGAGAUCAAUACCGUAGGGUAUACAUCCUUAACCUGCUGCUCUCCAAAUGUUUGGCUUCCAUAAUUCUCAGUCAACAUAGCUAAUAACCAGGGUUUUCAAGAGCUAAACUGGGCUGGACAUUGCAGUUCCUUUAUAAGGUGCCAGAAUUGGCAGGGCGACUUUUAGCCAAGCAAAUUUAAGAGAAAACAAGAGAAGACUCUUGCCACAGUAGGAUGUUGAUCAGUCAUCUAGAACACAGAGGUCCCGACCCUCGGCUACGGCCCACUACUAGGCCUUGAGCCUUUUGGAACCAGGCUGCGGAAGUAGUGGGCAAGUGUGGAAUCCUCUCCUCUCCCCCCCACUGCCACUCAGCAGAGCUGAAAAGGUUGGGGAAGUCUGAUCUAGAAGAGCCUCAAGGAAGCAUUUCAGCUGCUCCAAAAGAAAUUGCUAUCUAAACGAGGCAUGUGGUGCUGCCUAUUUGAUGUAUAGAAACAAGAAAACAAAAGUAUUUUAGAUGUUUAGAGAGGGAGUCCGGCUGAGGAAUUCUGGGAAUUGAAGUCACAAGUUGCAAAGUUGCCAAGUUUGGAGACCCCCCGGUGUAGGGAACGUGUUAAAAACAACUAUUGCUGAUGAUAAUCGAUGUACAGCUUAGCCCUUCAGAUGUUGCUAUGCUACACCUUCUUAUAAUAGGCAUGUUACUUGGGGUUGUUUGCAGUUAUAAUUCAGCAGUAACUGAAUAACCACAAUUCCUGACUCCUGACUUUAGAAAUGUAGAAAGCAGGAGACUACAAGAAACUACAUGGAAAAAAUCUGCUAUUCUGUAUGUAUUUCCCAUUCAUCCAUUAAUUACCCUGUAAUUUCAGAUCUAACUUUGGACUUUUUCCCCCUCUGUUCUAUUCAAAUAAUACUGCAUAUACUCCCGGAUAAAUUGGAGGCAGAGGGAUAAAGAGAAAUGGUCUUCUGGAGAAAAUACUUCCCAGCUUGCUAACAAGAUGUCCAGGUUGAAUGAUGGUGCCUGCAUCAUGGCUUCCUAAAAAUGAUUCAGGGAGCUUUAUAAGAAUGAAUAUGUUAACUAUGCUAAACUUUGUAUUUCAUGUUUGCUCAGGAAAAGGAAUACAAUCACUAUGCGAUUAGUGACCAUUACGGCGGUAUGGGAUCAAGUUUAGAAAGAGAAGUCAGUGGAACAUGCUCAUCCAGACAAACUACAGUCAUAACACUGCCACAACAGACACACAACAGUUAUGCACUAAAUUUCAAGAGGUUGACACAACCAUAACACACCUAGAUUAUACCUUUUUUUUUGUGCAACACUGGAACAGGGUUCCACUGAAUUAUGUUACUGUAUUGCUGCCAGAAUAAUUUCCAUUUAUUAAAAUUGAGCAUUUGACUUUUCUCUCCCAAUGUUUUGUACCCCAAAACUCCAGGACUUCCCCUUGGCUUGAAAUGUGCUUGCCAUCUUGGAUUCAUAACCAAACCAGCAGACUGUUUGCCCAUAUCUUCUUUUAAAAUGUUUUAUUUGUAAUGCUCUCUUGGUCUGUAUUCCUCUGCAAAUAUCCCAUAUUCUUUUAUGUUGUAUUCCUUUCUGCUUGUUAUUUUGGAAUUUAAAGCCAUGGCAACUCUUUUAUAAGCACACACACACACACAAACACAUCAUACAAAAAAUACCUUGCAAAUAUUAAAUGUUAUCUUUUGUAUACUCAGCUGACACAAAUUGCUUAUAAAGUAUAUUCAAUAUCUA